Messenger RNA from Boleophthalmus pectinirostris (great blue-spotted mudskipper), 3037 nucleotides. It is a transcript of the gene strip1, whose product is annotated as striatin interacting protein 1. The record is from RefSeq and is a predicted model, not a curated record. Lineage: Eukaryota; Metazoa; Chordata; Actinopteri; Gobiiformes; Gobiidae. Gene Ontology annotation, cellular component: cytosol. Gene Ontology annotation, biological process: cytoskeleton organization. The coding region runs from base 31 to 2478 and encodes 815 amino acids. The transcript has 20 exons.
CUCUCGCGAGAAGACUCUGGCCUAAAAAUUAUGGAUGUCGGGGGAAACGGUGGAGGAGUAGCUAUAAACAAUAAACAGAGAGCUAUGAUUCCCAAUAAAAGCAGAGGAGAAUUCACCCGCAAUCUACGAAAAGACUCGGAGGGCUUUUCUGAAUCCCCGGACUUGGAAUUUGACUACGCUGAUACAGACAAGUGGGCUGCGGAGCUGUCAGAGCUGUACAGUUACACCGAAGGCCCAGAAUUUGCCCUGAACAGAAAGUGUUUUGAAGAAGAAUUCAGGGAGCAUGUGUCCGAAAAGAAGUGGACAGAGCUGGAUGCUGCACAGCACAGAGCCCAUGCCAUGCGAUUACUGGAUGGUCUGGAGGUGAUUGCUCGAGAAAAGAGGCUCAAAGUUGCCAGAGCUAUUCUUUAUAUGGCUCAAGGGACCUUUGCUGAGUGCACUUGUGAAGCGGAGGUGCAACACUGGAUGAGAUAUAACAUCUUUUUACUGUUGGAUGUUGGGACCUUCUCUGCACUGGUGGAACUCCUCAACAUGGAAAUAGAUAACAGUGCAGCUUGCUCUAGUGCUGUGAGGAAGCCUGCGAUCUCUCUAGCAGACAGCACUGAUCUGAGGGUGCUGUUAAACAUCAUGUACUUGAUGGUGGAGACGAUUCAACAGGACGAUCCAACAGAUAAACCUGAGUGGAGAAUUAUCAGGGAAACGUUUAGAACAGAACUGGGAUCGCCUCUUUUCAACAAUGAGCCAAUUUCUGUGAUGCUUUUUGGCAUGGUCACCAAGUUUUGCAGUGGACAUGCCCCUCACUUUCCAAUGAAAAAGGUGCUAUUACUGUUAUGGAAAAGCAUACUGUUUACACUCGGAGGUUUUGAGCAGCUCCAAAGCUUGAAGGUGCAAAGGCGACAGCAGCUGAGCCUCCCUCCUCUUCCUGAAGACAGUAUUAGGGUGGUCCGCAGCAUGAGGGCCGCGUCUCCUCCGGCCUCUGCAUCUGACCUCAUUGAACAGCAGCAGAAACGGGCCCGGCGGGAGCACAAAGCUCUAAUAAAACAGGACAAUUUGGAUGCUUUCAAUGAAAAGGACCCUUACAAAGCUGAUGACGCUCGUGAGGAUGAAGAGGACAAUGACGACAAUGAUAACUCCAUCGAGACAGAGACUUUUCCCAUUGAGCGAGAUGAAGUGAUGCCUCCACCCAUCCCGCACCCCCCCUCAGAGCGGGUGUCCUUCCCAAAAGGCCUGCCCUGGGCGCCUAAAGUCAGGGAAAAAGACAUUGAAAAUUUUCUGGAAUCAAGUAGAAGUAAAUUCAUUGGUUAUACUCUUGGAAAUGACACUGACACAGUUGUUGGCUUGCCACGGCCAAUUCAUGAAAGCAUUAAAACUCUAAAGCAGCACAAGUAUGUCUCCAUAGCUGAGAUCCAGAUCACAAAGGAGGAAGAGUUUCAGAAAACCCCUCUCUCUGGAGGUGAAGAGGAGAUAGAAAUGUGUGCAACAGAACUGCUGUAUCAGGGCAUUUUGCCCAGUCUGCCACAGUAUAUGAUUGCUUUGCUGAAGAUUUUGCUUGCUGCGGCUCCUACGUCAAAGGCAAAGACUGAUUCAAUAAACAUCCUGGCUGAUGUGUUACCAGAGGAGAUGCCAACCACAGUGUUGCAGAGUAUGAAAUUAGGUGUUGAUGUGAACAGACACAAAGAAAUUAUUGUGAAAGCGAUUUCUGCUAUUCUGUUGCUUCUCCUCAAACACUUCAAACUCAACCACAUUUAUCAGUUUGAGUACAUGGCUCAGCACCUGGUAUUUGCCAACUGCAUCCCACUCAUUUUGAAAUUUUUCAACCAGAACAUUAUGUCAUACAUCACAGCCAAGAACAGCAUCUCAGUUCUUGACUUUCCGUACUGCGUGGUGCACGAACUCCCAGAGUUAACUGCAGAGAGUUUGGAGGCUGGAGACAAUAAUCAGUUUUGCUGGAGGAAUCUGUUCUCCUGCAUCAAUCUCUUAAGGAUAUUGAACAAACUGACCAAAUGGAAGCACUCCAGAACAAUGAUGCUGGUUGUGUUCAAGUCCGCUCCCAUCCUGAAGAGAGCACUGAAGGUUAAGCAGGCCAUGAUGCAGCUGUAUGUUCUGAAGCUGCUCAAAGUGCAAACUAAAUAUCUGGGACGCCAGUGGAGGAAGAGCAACAUGAAAACUAUGUCGGCUAUUUACCAGAAAGUCCGUCAUCGCCUGAAUGAUGACUGGGCCUAUGGAAAUGACCUGGAUGCUCGGCCGUGGGACUUCCAGGCUGAGGAAUGUGCUCUGAGGGCCAACAUUGAGCGGUUCAACAGUCGGCGCUACGAUAAGAGCCACAGUAACCCAGAGUUUGUGCCUGUGGACAACUGUCUACAGAGCGUUCUGGGACAGCGCAUCGACCUGCCUGAAGACUUUCAAAUGAACUAUGACCUCUGGCUUGAGCGAGAGGUUUUUUCUAAACCUAUUUCAUGGGAGGAACUGCUUCAGUGACAAUAGUUUUUUUCGUUGAACAGAAAGAAAAUUAGUUCAGACAAACUGGCUUCAGUGAUGUUGGCUCAAUCAAAUGAUUUAAAUGCUGCCUUCAAUGUUUUGUGGUACAUUGUGUUGUACAUUCAGUUUUACAAUUCCUGUAACAUAAUUGUUCUCCAAAAGCAUUAACAGCAAAGUUUGUAUCUUAUCAAUUAACAACAUUACUUUUUCUCUUACGGUUUAUCAGGGAUACAUUUGUAUUGCGUACAACAGAUAUUGCAGUUUCUCUCGUCCCUUUUAGAUAUUGUCUGCAUACUUUUAUCUGGGACCACAAAAGAACUUGAAUUUGACCAAUAACUAAUUAACAGACUUGAGCUUAACUCUGAAGGAUCUUCAUUUUUACACACUAAAGUCAGAGGUUUUAAUGAACUUUCCAUCAUUAUUUUCAAUUUUAUUUUUUAAACCUAUGUAUUUCUUGUAGUACAAACGGUAUACAUUUGAAAAGACCUGCAAGUUGCACAUCUUAUAUUUAUCAUGGCUGUUUUACCUUAAACACUGUAAUAAAAUUGCAAUGUUGAGA